UUUUGUUUGACUGGUUUGAUGCUACUGAGUGGGACCUGUGUAGCAAGAUCCCAUGGGAAGGAAUUUGUCACUGCAUUUUUAUACAACCUCAGGCAAAGCCAGCCUGAUCCUAAGUUCACGCUGCUUAUUAAUGGCUACCAUCCUGAAACCAAUGUCCUAGUGACUGUGAACAACCCUAACUUCCAGAAAACUGUUACUGUCAAUGAAGGGCAAGUAGUAUCAAUCCAGCUUCCCAGUUCCCUUGAAAUGUUGGACUCAGGCUUGUUCGACGGGACUGUGAAGAUCCAAGCCAACAAGGACAUCUCUGUCUUCUCCUGCAACCACAAGCUCUACUCAAGUGGUUCCACAGUUGUGUACCCAGUUGAACAAUUGGGCAAAUUGUAUUAUGUAGUUACACCAUCAGGUGACCUAGAAAACACCUUCAAAGAAUUUGCAGUUGUAGCUCAUAACUCUCCUACUCUAGUAGACAUUCUCCUGACUGGGGCUGUGACGUUCAGAGGGCUGUCUUAUCCUGCAGGAAGCCGGCUGGUUGUUGACCUUAAGGCCUUCCAGGCAAUCCAGCUGCAAAGCUCUGAUGAUCUGUCUGGCACCAGGGUGGAAUCUGUGGAACCUGUGGCUGUCUUGAGUGGACACAGUUGUGCUAGGAAGCACACAGCCUGUGACCAUGUAGUUGAGCAGCUCUUGCCUGUAUCCAGCUGGGGAACCACCUACAUUGUCCCUUCUCUAUCCUAUCAAAGCAAAUUUUACAUUACAUAUGUCCUUGCUUCCCAAAAUACUUCUAUCAGUUACCAGUCUGGGCUCCAAAAACGCACCCGUAAUAUGGUGGCUGGUGAAGUUAUCCAGAUUGCCACAAAGAGCUCUCAGCCACUCUUUAUCUCUGCAGAUGAGAGAAUCCAAGUCCUCUUCUUCUCUGGUGGUACCAUAAGUGGAAACCUAUCCUACGACCAGCUAAUCCCCCUUUCUGCUGAUGCUCCUGAAGGAAGCCAACUCUACGACCCAUUCCUCAUCAAUAUCCCAGCCUUAGAAAGCUAUUGCAGGCAGUACCAUAUUGAUGGGAUGGGGCAGAAUGAUAAUUAUAUCAUCAUCAUUGCUAUUACUUCAGAAUCCAGCCAGAUCCAAUUAGCAAAGAAGCCCAUUGAAAAUAUCCAGUGGCAGGCUAUUCCUGGCACAGAAUAUUCUUGGGCUGAACUCUCCCUGGGCACAAAAGCUACAGUGCUUCCCAUAGAGCACCUCACUUCUUCUUUUGGGGUCGUCACCUUUGGAGGUUCUUACCGUGAUGGCUAUGGCUCUGUGGCUCUUUGCUCCUGCAGAUCAAGGCCAACAUCUUCUGUCUCAAUCCCAAAAGGAUCAGCCCUGGUGCCUCCAGUCCCAAAGUCUGAAGAAUUGUUUCUGUAUUCUUAUGGGACAGACCAAGGUGACAUGAAGAAUCCCAAAUCAGAUGAUGCAGAAUCCCCAGCGGUCUCUGUUGCAGUUCCCUUCCCCUUCUAUGGCAAGAAGUACAGCACCCUCUAUGUGGACAACAAUGGUUUGAUUUCCUUGGGUGAAACAGUUCCAGUGACUUCACUGACUCCAGACAGUUUACCCCGGGAUGGUGGACCUCCCCUUAUUGCCCCAUUUUGGAGUGACAUAAACACACGUGCGGGUGGGAACGUCUUCUGGCGGCAGACUCAGAACCCAAAACUGCUUGACCGCUGCACUACAGACAUCAAUGAGUACUUCCCUGACAUCCCGUUCACAGCUACCUGGGCCUUCAUCGCUACCUGGGACCGUGUGGCCUAUUUUGGAUCUAGAUCAAAAAAAGUCAACACUUUCCAGGCUGUCUUGACUACCGAUGGAGAAAAAUCCUUUGCCAUAUUCAACUAUGCUUCUAUCCAAUGGACUACAGGGACAGUGAGUGGGGGCCAUCCUAAGACAGGCCUUGGAGGAACUCCAGCACAGGCUGGAUUUGACAAUGGAGACAAAAUAAAUUACUACAUCAUCCCGGGAUCCCGUACUCCUGAUAUUCUCCAUCUUGCCGAAGCCAGCAACGUGAACAGCCCAGGGCACUGGGUAUACCGGGUGGACCAGCACGUGGCUGGGGUUAGCACAGAUUGUGUUGUGUGAAGCAUCGUCAAAUUCAAAUAACCUCCUCUUGAUCCAACAGCAUCAAGACAGGAAUGUACUCAAUUUCUGGAUACACUCCCUUUUUCUACAGGAAAGAAACACACUCCAGUGUAGCUUAUUUUUUAUUAUAUGUGUUUAUAUCCACUCCCUGCAAUUUAUGAAUGUGAUGGGCAUCCAUUAUUGUUACUCUUAAAAUCAAUCAAUAGAGCACCACAGUAUGAGAAUAUAAUAUUAAAUCCUUAUGGAUGAACAAUUAUACUUCAUGCUAAGUAACACAGCCUAUCGUGGCUCAGGAAAUACCUGAGUGAAGAGAUGGGUCUUAAGAACAUGACUGAAUGCCCAACAGCAGGGUCUGCCCAAUGAUAAUUGGAAAUGCAUGUGAUGCCCACAUGCUCUGCUGCAAACACACCUGAAGCAAACCUCAGGAGUGUGUGGCACCUUCAGAAAUGUCUCCUCCAGAGCUGGCUGAACAGCAGAAAUAAAGAAUUGUGCCCAGAAUUCAU
This is a messenger RNA of Varanus komodoensis (Komodo dragon), 2606 nucleotides long. Its product is annotated as IgGFc-binding protein-like. The transcript is spliced from 9 exons. Bases 19 to 2103 code for a protein of 694 amino acids. The record is from RefSeq and is a predicted model, not a curated record. NCBI's taxonomy places the organism in Eukaryota, Metazoa, Chordata, Lepidosauria, Squamata, Varanidae. Gene Ontology annotation, biological process: cell-matrix adhesion.